This is a messenger RNA of Aspergillus calidoustus, 6425 nucleotides long. Lineage: Eukaryota; Fungi; Ascomycota; Eurotiomycetes; Eurotiales; Aspergillaceae. The record is from the annotation of a GenBank genome assembly.
AAUACGCCCCUCGAACAUCAGAAGUUCCAUGUUGCUGACAUGGAAAUGCAAAACAAACAGCAAACCUGUUUCUCUAGUAGCACCCGCACUGCCCCAAACAUCUUUGGUUGAGACUCAUCUUGUCAGCUUUGACUGAUCUGGCUUUAUUUGCCUAAUCUGAUAGUGAAGAUUGAUUCCCUACGCCUGGACCGCGGGUAAAUGCCCUUUGUUGAAAGGGAUCAGGAAUGGUGGUGAUCUUGGCCAGCGACCUCCGCCGCUUGUUGGUCUCACUUUGAGCUUCGACCCUUUCACUCCAAUUCCCUUUCCCACGGGCGCCUGCGUUACUCUGCUGGGCAUCAUCGAGCUAGUCCUGUCGCUUAGAAUUUCUAGGACACCGUGGAUGUACCCUUUCUGUUCUCUUUAAGCCUCGGAUUCUCCGAUACCACUUUCGAUUGUCUUUGCCCUGUACUUCAUACUACCUGACCUCGGCGGCAACCCGACACAACACACCUUCACUCGUCUGAGAUAAUCUCGAAUUUAACAACGAAAGGCGCACGCCCGAGAACGCUUCGCACGAUUUCUGGGGAUACAUAACUGGAUUGAACCUGCAAAGGCAUAGUUCUUUACGGACAUGCCUCCCGGCGAUGUCCCACUACCGGACAGCCUCGUGCCGGGCAACGGGGCUGUCCGUCCAAGCCUGAAUACGACCGGCUAUGGUCCUGGUACUAGCAACGGGGGAGGCUUUCAGACACAAACACCCACGUCACCUGCUGAUAGCACCGUCCCUUUCGAUUCUCCUCGCGCUCGCCCAUGGAACGCGCCUACCGGUCUUGAUACCGUUCAGAGUCCAGAUGGUCGCGCAGGACGCCGAUUAGAUUCUAAUGCUUCCGAUCCAACAACACCGCAGGAUCGGACUAAUUAUUGGGAAACUUCUGCACCAAUGGACAGACCGCGACCGAACGGCCGAUCACACACCAAGUCCCCAGGGAGUUCAUCAAGAAUUUGUAAAAAGUGCAACGAGCCGCUCACCGGCCAAUUCGUUCGAGCUCUACAAGCAACUUACCACCUCGAAUGUUUCAAGUGUGAAGACUGCGGACAGAUUGUAGCUUCCAAGUUCUUUCCCGUCGAUGCGGAAGAUGGCAGCGGACAAUACCCACUAUGUGAGAUUGAUUACUUUCGAAGAUUGGACCUUCUAUGCCACGACUGCGGUGGUGCAUUACGCGGCUCCUACAUAACCGCCUUGGACCGCAAGUAUCACAUAGAGCAUUUUACCUGCUCAGUUUGUCCGACAGUUUUCGGCGCACAAGACUCUUACUACGAGCACGAAGGCAAAGUAUACUGCCAUUUCCAUUACUCUACACAAUUCGCUCAGCGGUGCCACGGUUGCCACACAGCAAUCUUGAAACAAUUCGUGGAGAUCUUCCGCAACGGUCAGAAUCAACAUUGGCACCCCGAAUGCUAUAUGAUCCACAAGUUCUGGAACGUCCGUCUUGCGCCAACUGGCCAACCUUUGGAGUACCCGCAGGUGGAAGAAGAUGCGACAGACGAAGAAAGGAACCGAAUCCGUGAGGAAGAGGACUUGAUGGAGGAGAAAGUCUACAGGAUCUGGAGUAUCCUCUCCACUUUUGAGGAAUCAUCUGCGGCCUGCAUCUCCGAUAUGCUUCUUCAUGUUAGCAACGGUGCUUAUAUAGAAGGAGUACUCGUCGCAAAACGGUUCAUCGAGCAUGUUCAAAUCCUUUUCUCUGGUAUUGACCAGCUCGCAGGCGUUAUCAAGGCCCAAGGGAUUAAAGACCUUGCCUUUGGCCGUGAAGCCAAAUUGCUUUGCAAAAAGAUUGUCGCAUUCUUCGCCCUGCUAUCUAAGACACAAGAGACGGGAGUUCGAAAGCUAGGCGUCACUCAGGAGCUUCUGUCGCUAGUGACUGGUCUUGCCCAUUAUCUCAAGCUCCUCAUUCGGAUCGGCUUGCAAGGCGCGCUGAAACUAGAAAGGGAACAGCGCACUCCUAAAGGCCUCCACCAGUUCCUAGAUCGUCUUGGAGAUCUCGAGUCGCUGCGACCACAGGAAGAGGAUGAGCUAUCUGCAGAUCUGAUGGUUGGCGUGGAAACAUUAGCCGACCAACUGUCCGAUUGCUGCGCUUCAUGCCAAGAGCCGAUUGACGACGAGUGUGUCAUGUUUGGCACCAACAGAUGGCACACAAAACCUCCGCAUCUUCUCUGUACUUCGUGUAAGACAGACCUGACAACCAACCUUCAGGAUGCUUUCCUUACUCCAAAAGACAAGCAGGCCUUUUGUGGCAACUGCGUUGCUCACAAAAGUCUUCUGAACACCGUGCAAAAGGGGUUCACACAAGUUACAAAACUUCAGCAGUUUGUUUUUCUGCUUAGAGUUGCCCUUGCUCGUCUUCUUUCUGUUUUACGAGCUGGAGGGACCCUUUCCUCAUCGGAUGGCCUUGGCACAAAGGCGCAUGGCGGCAAUCAAGCUACUCCAAGCGGCGAAUCAGGUUAUUCCCGGUCUCGGGCAGAGGGCGGCGACGGGUCUUCACUUGAACAGACUGUUGGCGAAAUGCGACGCCUUCGGUCAAUUCGCAACGAGCGUGCUCUCUCCACAACAUACAAGAAGGCCCGUGCGUCGCGAAUCAUAGAUGGUCCUGAAGGGCGGAGUGUCAGACCCGGUUCGGCUGGUGGCGAGGGUCAAGAUUCUAGAGGAGCUGGCUUCCAAAUUGUAGAAGAGAGGGACGUCAACGGAGACACCGUGACAGAGCUAACGUUUGGCAACCAGGAUGCUUUAACCUUGGAUGACAUUCCAAGGAUUGUUGCCGCGGAGCAGGCCAAGGAGCAGCGGCCCAACGCAUACAGACAUGCAGGCACGAAGCUCGUCGGUACUACCGAGCCCCUUCCCAGGUACAACCGUGGGCAUCAACGCGGCGUUUCCGGUGCCGGUAUUGAUCAACUCCUCCCUGAGCAAACCGGAAGGGGGAAAAGGUAUUUUUCGGAACUUUCCGCCUUGGAAUUCUUCAUUGUUAGGCACGUUGCCGUUUUGUCCAUGGAGCCUCUUCUGGACGGCGCAUUUACGCUGGAGGAGCUCCUUUCUUUGAUCGAAUCGCGGAAACCGACAAUAUGGAACAUCUUUGGAAGAGCCUUUGCCAAGGACGCGAAAAAGGGAGGAAAGAAGAAGGGUGUAUUUGGCGUCAGCCUGGAUCUUUUGGUCGAGAAGGAAGGCACCGAGUCCAGCCAUGGUGUCGGCCCUGGAGCUCUUCGCAUCCCAACCCUUGUCGAUGAUGCCGUUUCUGCUAUGCGCCAAAUGGACAUGUCUGUUGAGGGUGUCUUCCGAAAGAAUGGCAAUAUCCGACGUCUGAAAGAGGUCUCGGAGUUGAUCGACAACAAAUACGAGCAAGUAGACUUGACGAAGGAGAACCCUGUGCAGAUUGCAGCCCUGCUCAAGAAAUUCCUUCGAGAAAUGCCUGAUCCGCUCCUCACCUUCAAACUCCACCGUUUGUUUGUGGCUUCGCAGAAAAUAUCAGAUCCAGAAAAGCAGAAGCGGGUCCUUCACCUCACCUGCUGCUUGCUGCCAAAGGCUCACCGCGAUACCAUGGAAGUUCUGUUUGCCUUCCUCAACUGGACCUCGUCAUUCUCCCAUGUGGACGAAGAAACUGGAAGCAAGAUGGAUAUCCACAAUUUAGCGACCGUUGUGACCCCCAAUAUCCUCUAUCCUAACACAAAGACCAGUGGUGUUGAUGAGAGCUUCCUCGCAAUCGAGGCCGUCAACGCACUCAUCACCUACAACGACACCAUGUGCGAGAUACCGGAGGACCUUCAAUCCGUUCUUACUGACAGCAGCUUCUUCAGAGAAAACUCAGAAGUCACGACCAAAGAGAUUCUUAAGAAGUAUGGGGAUAUUGCAAGGGGCAGCUUCUCCCAGAAACCGAGCAAUGGUGGUGAAACCUUCACUAUCACCAACCAAAACCGUGGAGCAAACGUUCCAACCUCAGCACGCAUCGAAACAGACCCGGCUCAGGACGCUGCUGUUGCUGCUCAAAUGCCAAGCUCAGUCCGACAUGUCCCUGGCCCUGGAGGACACCCCCAUCCAAGCGGUGCUGCCCCCCCUGGCGGCGCAGAGCUUGGGCCUAGCUUAGACUUCCGCGACCGCAGCACCAGCACUGGAAGUCAGCCCGACGGCCAGCCGCAACAGGUACCCUAUAGAGCUCGUCCAAACCCUGGAGCCAUGGGUGUUGCUAGUUAAUCUUCGUGUGGUCCUGUUUUCGCUUGCUUUUACUCUUUUUACAGGGGGAGGGGGGGCGCUUGUCAGCAUUUGAUAUCAUGGUUUGAGCUUCACAGGAAUGCUCUUGACGAAUUUUGGGUCGUCCAGCCUUUUGCUUCGCCGUUAUCCUACAUCUUGGCUCACCAUCAUCAUCCUUCCACUUACAGUCGAUUUCAUUGCGACAUACUCGGAUCUUCAGCUGAAACGUCAUCUUGUCUCUCUUCGUCAUUCAAAAAUGCAUUGCAUCCGGCCGCGACGUUAGUCUCAUCUUUGUUCUUCAUAAUCUCGCUAUGGUUUUGGCUCGGAACUGCCUACGGGUCUCUUACUGCUCAGCCAUAGCUUGCCACGCACAUUUGUGGACUUCGGGUGUCAUUUUUACCAUUCAUUUUUGUCUCCUUUUAUUGCAUUGCAUCUGACACUCGGUCAUGGACAUUGCAGUACUCCCCAGCGAAUGUUCCUGUCUCUUCACCAUCAUUCCCAAUCUCUUUACCAGUGCUCGAAGCGGACCUCUCCAUUGAUCUGUGAGAGCCCUUAAUCGCAACUACCCUUCUUGUUUGGUUUCCGCUCUCUUUAUUCCAUUUCCUUUUCUUCUGUUUUCUUCUCUUCUUCUCUUCUCUCUUUGCUCUUUGCUCUUUUCUCUUUUCUCUUUUCUUCCUUCCCUUCUUCUCAUUCCCCGCCUGUCCAAUUUACAAGACAGCAAAGAUACCUAUGACGAGUUUUUGUUUUUGCUACUUUUUUGUCUUAGUCCAUUCUCAACAUCAUCAUCGUCCUCUUACUUUCCUCUCUUCAUUCUCCUUCUCCCACCAUAUCCCAUCCGUCCCCUGAAGCGGUGUCGUUGAGUUUUGUGUAUGUGUUUGUUUUCCCACUGGUGGUACAGGUUCAGGUCUUCCUUUCUAUUCCACUUGCAUCCCGUGUGAUGUGUUCUUCUUCUCUUCUUUUUUUCCCAACCCUCAUCAGUGAUGUAUGUAGUUUACAGCUGUCAAUGGAAUGCCUAAGGCGAAUCGAUUUAGUCGUGUGCAACUAUCCCUAGCACAUUUAUAUUAUACCUAGGUAGUUUAUAUGUCAAGAAGAGAACGCGGUAUACACAGGCACGUAAAUAGUUGGUACAAUGGGAAUCACCAGACUAGGUCGGUAACGACUAAACUCCAGAUAAAAGGCAGGCCUACGGACCACAAAGGAUGAUAAACUCCAAUAAGUAAGACUGGGAGGAGAGUCUCUUGGACACAUCCAACCAUAGCGCAAAGUCGCACAAACAAAUCACACACCCCCUCGAAAAACUCCAACCAAAACAAGGGAACGGGCUUUACGUUCCAUACACCAUUGCCCUGGAAACCUCUCAACUCCACAUAAAAGGCUCUGUAGUUUGAUAUGCAUGACAAUCUCACAAGCAGCUGUACUGGGCUAAACCGGACGACAAAGCAUAACGCAUCUAAGCGCGCUUCCGCAGUGUGCGUCGACCGCCCGCUGCAGUUUCACCACCUGCCGGCGCCGUAACCUUUCGCGUUCCAGAUGUGGCAGUCCUCUUCGAAGCGGCAGAGGGCGCCUGGGCUCGAGCAACGGCCGCCUUCUUGGCUGCACUGCCUGCUGUCGAUGCAGUUGUUACCUUUCGCGACACGGUUGAUCGAACUGUGUGUGCGACCGUGGUACCCGAUGAUGUAGACGAUGAGACGCUACCUCUGCGGUCGCCUUGGCGAGUGGCCGGCCGCGACAAGGGUGAGCGUACGGAUCUGGGACCCCCGGUGGCGGCUCUGCUUCCAGGACGAGUAGUUUGCGCGGAUUGUGGGCGGGCAGGGACAGCGCCUCUUGAAGAGCCGGGGCGGUUGGCGGAAGUGGAUUUGAGCGGGCUUGAUGGUUUUAAUGGUGACAUUGGGCGAGACAGAUAAGACGAGGGCUGCUGGGCUUUCUCGGGAGAAGCACGGAGUGGGGAUUGAGGGUAUGUUCUGGAGUUGGAGGAUUUGGGCGAGAGGAUCCUGUAGUCUGCCCCACGGACCUCUUGGGAAACAACGCGAGAAGUACCACUGGCGGCACCGGGUUUGGCGCGUCGUUUUGGGUUCUUGAGAACGUCGAGCUGCUCGCCUGAUGCGGGGGCGUUUUCUUUGUCGGAGUAGAUACCAGCGGGGCUAGCCAUGUUAGUCUAGGACGUAAACAAACACCAGGACAAGCAUACCUGUGCUUCCUCACUCGUCGAGGG